GGUAGAGCCCCUCCCGUGCAUCGCGUGGAGCCGAACAACAGCAGCAGAGACGCGGCGAGGUGCUGAGUGCAGGAGCCGCGUGGUGAGUGCAGGAGCCGUGUGGGGCAUUCGCGGGAUUCACGUCGCAUCGCAUCGCCCGCAUCGCCCGCAUCGCCCGCCGGCUCAACGGGGAAACUAAAACACCGUGGACCGCCACCUCCUGCCCCAGCCGACACCGGAAUCCUUGUGGUGAUGUGAAGCGUGGCGGCGGUGGCGGCAGCCAUGCCCGUGAGCCCCCCUCCCAGCGAGGAUGGGACGGUCGCCAGCGGCUCGGAGGGCAGCGGCGGCGGCGGCGGCGGCGGCGAGUCUGACGGCGAGGGCUCGGCGCGCGAGGAGACCAUCUACGACACGAUCCGCGCCACAGCGGAGCGAGCGCCGGGAGCCGGCGACGACGCCGGCCUCAACACGAUGGUGGUGCGCGUCGGCGUGCCCGAGCUGCACCAGACGAAGUGCCUGCGCUUCAACCCGGAUGCGCUGGUGCGCGAGGCCAAGCAGCGCAUCCUGCAGACGCUCACGCAGAGCCUCAGCGACGCCCUCAACUACGGCCUCUUCCAGCCCGCCUGCAACGGCCGCGCCGGCAAGUUCUUCGACGAGGAGCGGCCCCUGCGCGACUACCCGCAGCCCUCCAACACCGGCGUGCCUUACCUGGAGUUCCGAUACAAGAAGCGAGUUUACAAGCAACUCAACUUGGACGACAAGCAGCUGUCCAAGCUGCACUCGAAGGCGAACCUCAAGCGGUGCAUGGACUACGUGGCGCACCGCGCCGUGGAGAAGCUCGCCAAGCUCCUGGACAAAGGCCUCGACCCCAACUUCCACGACCCCGACACGGGAGAUUCACCUCUGACGGCGGCGGUGAGCGUGGACGGGGCCACGGAGCUCAUCAAGGCGCUGAAGAACGGCGGCGCCCACCUGGACUUCCGCUCGCGCGACGGACUCACGGCGCUGCACAAGGCAACGCGCGCCCGCAACCUCGAAGCGCUCUCGACGUUGCUGGACCUGGGCGCGUCGCCGGACUACGGGGACGCGCGCGGACUCACGCCGCUCUACUACACGGUGCUGGCGGGGGGUGACGCUCGCUGCUGCGAGACACUGCUGCACGACCACGCCACCGUGGGCAGCAGCGAUGAGAGCGGCUGGAACGAGCUCCACCAGGCCUGCAGACACGGGCUUGUGCAACAUCUGGAGCACCUCUUGUUCUACGGGGCCGACAUGAGCACGCAGAAUGCGUCCGGCAACACGGCAUUGCACAUCUGUGCCCUCUACAACCAGGAGAGCUGUGCCCGGGUGUUGCUCUAUCGCGGUGCAAGCAAGGAAAUCAAGAACUUCAACAGCCAGACGGCCUUCCAGGUGGCGAUCGUGGCCGGGAACUUUGACCUCGCCGAGUUGGUGAGGAGCCACAAGGACACCGAUGUGGCGCCGUUCACCGAGACUCCGUCGUACACGAACCGCCGGCGCUGCAGCCAGGCCACCCUGUCGGCUGCGUCGCGCAGCCUCACGCGCUCCAACAGCGACCGCGGCCUCCACCCGUGCUCCCGCGCCACCGCGGGCUCCGGCGGCGGCUCCGGCGGCGGCUCCGGCGGCGGCUCCGGCGGCGGCUCCGGCGGCUCCGGCGGCGACUUCGACGGGCCGGCGGGACGCUCGCCCGCGCCGUCGCUGCGCAGCCUGCCGCCGCAGCUCCUGCAGCAGGUGCAGGCGAUCGCCGUCAAUGCCGCGGCCGCGGCGGCCAAGCGGAGGCUGUACAGCGCCGUGCCGGGGCGCACCUUCGUGGCCGUGCGGUCGUACCAGCCGCACUCCCACGGGGAGAUCGCGCUCGCCGCUGGGGAGCAGGUGCAAGUGCUGAGCGUGGGGGAGGCCGGGUACUGGGAGGGCUGUGUGCACGGACGCACGGGCUGGUUCCCGGCCGACUGCGUGCAGGAGGUGCAGAUGAGGACGGCGGAAACCCCCCCAGAAACAAGGGAGGACAGGUCGAAGAGACUCUUCAGGCACUACACGGUCAGCUCCUACAACAGCGUCAGCUCCUCCAGCGAGUUUGUGAUCGAAGAGCGCACCGUGGUGCUGCAGAAGCGCGACAGCGAGGGCUUCGGAUUUGUGCUGCGUGGCGCGAAAGCGGACGUGCCCAUCGAGGACUUCACGCCGAGCGUCGCCUUCCCGGCGCUGCAGUACCUCGAGUCGGUGGAUGAGGACGGCGUCGCCUUCCGCUCCGGACUCAAGAUGGGCGACUUCCUGCUGGAGGUGAACGGGGAGAACGUGGUGAAGGCCGGCCACCGCCACGUGGUGCAGAUGAUCCGGCACGGAGGCAACAGCCUGGUGCUCAAAGUGGUGACGGUGAACCGGAGGCCCGACAACGCCGAGGCCGCCCGCAGGAAAGCCCCCACGCCUCCAAAGCGCGCCCCGACCACGGCGCUCUCCAUGCGCUCCAAGUCUAUGACGGCGGAGCUCGAGGAGCUGGCCGACAGGAGGAUGAUUGAGCCCGAGAAGCUGGAUGAGAUGCUGGCGGCCGUGGACCGGACGAUCGGCUCGGAGAAUGCGGAGGCGGACUCGCGUGCCGCCACCGUGAGGCAGCGGCCCACCAGCAGACGGAUCACGCACGCAGAGAUCGCCGCCCUGUUUGAGCGGCAGGGGGUGGCGGCCGCGCCCCGGUCCCCGUCCUCGCUGGCGGAGCGGCCGACGAUCCCCCUCCAGCGCGGGCCCCUCUCACGGCAGCAGUCGAGCAGCCACUACGACGACCGCAAGGGGCUCCUGGCGCCGCCGGCGCUGCGCUUCACCCGCAGCGUCUCCAUGCCGGACUCGUCCGACGAGCCGGGCGCGGCGCCUCCCGCCCCGCCGACCUCGCCGGUGCCGCCGCCGCCGCCGCCGCCGCAGCCGCCGUCCCCCCACGCCCUCGGAGGCUUCAACCCCAACGCGGAGGCGAAGCUGCACGGGCUGGGCGGCGGCGGCGGCGGCGGCGGCGGCGGCAUUGGCGCCGCGUCGUCCGUGUCGGAGCUGUCGGAGGGCCCGGGCCUCGGCACGCCGGCACUCUCCCCGAGCGAGCGGCGCGCCAAGGCCCGCUCCAUGAUCCUCCUGCAGGAGCUCCCGUACCGGCCCGUCGUGCCCACCGGCAUCUCCAGCCCGCCCAGCCCGCUGCUGCCCUCGCCGCCGCCGCCGCCGCCGCCGGCGCCGGCCUCCUGCGCGUCCGCCGGCGCCGCCGUUUUCUCCGCCUCGUCGACCUCGUCGUCCGGCUCCUCUUCGAACUCCUCGUCCUCCUCCUCGUCCUCCUGGUGCCCGCCGGCACGGCGCAAGGCCACGCUGGUGAAGCAGGGCCGCGUCGCGGGCAGCCCCGACCGGCGCUCCGUCUCGCCGGCGCCGCCGCCGCCACCGCCCUCGCCCGCCGGCGCCAGAGGCUCGCAGGACGGCGCCGGCGUUUGCCCCCCACCGCCGCCGCCGCCGCAGCCGCCGCCCGUUGGGCCGAACCGCACGCACCUCCUGGAGGAACGCCGCUCGUCCGCCAGCUUCCCGUCGACGGAGGCCCGCGGCGACGACCGCCACCUCGUGCCGCCGUCGGCCGGCCUGCGGCUGUCGCGCUCGGUCGACGAGGGCGCCAUGAUGGCCACGAUGAGGAUGGUGCUGCACGCCGCGACCGGCGUCGGCGGCAGCGCGCCGGAUGUGGCGACGCGUCCGGACGGCGGCGACGCCGUCGCGGCCGGGCCGCCGAUGGCGCCGCUCUUUGUCGAGACGCCCGGACGGGAGUCCGCGGCGGCGGCGCCGGCGCCGCGGCGCGCCGACGCCGCUUUCGUCUCCCCGCCGGCCUUCUCGCCGGGCAUCAAGGGUGGCUACGCCCGGGUGCCGUCGGCCGCGCCCGACGGCAACUGGGGGACGCCCGGCACGCUGCGGCGGGAGAUCGAGGCCCGCUCGUGCGGGGCGGCGGGCGGCCGUGCCGACGAACCGCCUCCCGUCGCCGGGUUGCUCAUGGUGUCGCCGGUGGCGGGGCGGGGCGGCGGCGGCGAAGGCGACGGAGACGCCGCGUCCCUGCCGGAGGAGUGUAGCGUGCGCGAGAAGAUCAAGCGGCUGGAGAGCAUGACGACCUCGGAUUCCUCGCAGGAGGAGAAGCUCACACCGCAGCAGCAGCAGCAGCAGGAGCAGCAGCGGGAGAACGCCGUACUCGAGACGAGCUUCCAGACGGGCGACGUCGCGGCGGAGCCGGAAGAUGCCGCCGUCGGCGGCGGCCGUGCGGCGUCGCCCCGACACGAGGAGCCACGGGCGCCGGGCGGGGCCGCGCCGGGCCCCGCGGGGCCGCCGCUGGAGUCCCUGCCGAGCGUGCCGAGCGACGGCGAGGAGGACUUCGUGUUCACCGACCCCCUGCCGCCCCCGCUCGGUUUCGAGGGCGACGCGGCGGGCGUCGCCGAGGACGACCAGGGCAGCACGGAGACGCUGGUGCCGGAGGGGCCGGCGAGGACGGCCGAGGACGAGGGCGGCACGGCGGCGCCGGCCACGAUCGCUGACAAACCCGGUGACGACGUCGGUGAUGACGCGACGAUCGCGGCGGACGACGAGGCCGAGCCGGCGGCGCCGGACGGCGGCGGCGGCGAGCUCGAGCUGGAGCUCGCGGCAGCCGCCCCGCAGAGCGCGGGCGAAACCGGCGACGCCAACACGGACUCGGGCGUGGAGGGCAGCUGCAGCGACCACCACCUGGAGACGACCAGCACCGUGUCCACCGUGUCGAGCAUCUCCACCGUCUCGUCGGAGGGCGUCGGCGUCUCCGAGGGGCCCGACGGCUGCGCGUCGCACGCCGACGCUCAGCCCCUCCUGGCGGACAAGCCGCCCGUGCCGCCCAAGCCCAAGCUCAAGGCGACGUCAUCGGGCGGCCUCUACGCGGAAGUGGGCGUCAGGAGGAGCGCGGACGACGCUCCCUCCAGCCCCGGGGCUUUCCAGCAGCAGCAGCAGACGGAGAGCCGGCUGUGGGGCGUGGAGGCGACGGCGGGGCCCGCGAUGUCCUCCCCGGGGCUGCUGCCGGCGCCCGGCCACGCGGACGCUCGCGCCAGCGUCAUCAACGAGCUGAGCUCGCGGCUCCAGCAGAUGACGGAGCGCAACGGUCCCACGCAGGGAUACACGGGGAGGUUUGGCGGCGAGGGCGUCACCUUCACGGUGCGGCCCGGCUCCAGCCGCCCGGUGGUGCACGCCUCGCUCAAGGGCCGCCCGGGCCCCGCGGGGGCCUCGACGCCGCACGGCCCCGACCGCCCGCUCCUGCGCCGCUCUCCGAGCCUCUUCUCCUCCGGCGACGACCGCGCCGGCGCCUCGGCGUCGGCGGGCGGCUCCCGGCGCGCGUCCCCCGCCGGCUUCCCGUCGGACGAGCGGCCGGCGUCGCUGCUGUCGCCCCUCGACGUCCGCGGCGAGGGCCGCCCCGGCUCCCCCCGGCCGCGCUCGCCGGCCUCGCCGGCCUCGCCGGCCUCGCCGGGCUCGCCGCCCCGCGGGCCGGCGCUCGCCGGCAAGCCGCUGCACCUGUGGUCGAAGCACGACGUCGCCGACUGGCUCGAGGCGCUCAACCUCGGCGAGCACCGCGAGCGCUUCCUGCACAACGAGAUCGACGGCUCGCACCUGCCGGCGCUACGCAAGGACGACCUGCUGGAGCUGGGCGUGACGCGCGUCGGCCACCGCAUGAACAUCGAGCGGGCGCUGCGGCGGCUGCUCGAGAGAUGACCGAGGCGGCGGACGGGCGGGGGGGAGCGGUCCAAGACGCCUCUCGGAGAUCGGACGUUUCCCCCCCCCCCCCCUCCUGCAGCGGGUGGCCGCGGCGCGUCGACGGCGCGCCGCUCGUGAGAGCGCCGCGCGGGAGGCUGGCGCGCCACUCUUGUUUACAGCUCCCCCCUCUCCCCCCUUCCCCACUCGUUUCGAUGACGAUCAAAUCCAAGUGCAUUUAGAGCCACGGCCCUUCAAGGGGAGAGGCGCCGCGUCCCUCCCCUUCCCCGCGGCAUCGCCGCAAGCGCGAAGUCGGCGAUGCCGCUCCCGGCCGGCGACCGCGGUUCGGCGCGGCGUUGACCCCAGAGUCCACACGUCUGACGAUUUGGCCGCUCGGAUUCAACCCAACUGGCCUCCGGUCGUGGCCUAAACCUCGUGGCCCUCGUGACUCCACCCCCUCUCCCCCCCACCCCCCCCUUGCGACUCCUGAAACAAUGAGAGGAGCUCAUGUAGGGUCGACUUGGGGGAGAGUGUUGUUGUAUAUGGCAGGGGAGGCUGAGAUUUGGUGUCAGUGUUAGGGUCAGGCUCAGGGCUAACCCCGCCCCCCGCACCCCCCACCCUCCCCCCCACCCUCCCCCCCACCCUCGAGUCUUCUAGCAGAGGUAAGCGAGCGAGAGGAGUCCGCCCGGCUUCCGUUCGCUUGACGCGCGAUGCGGGGCCACGGCGCUCGGGAGUUGGCGGAUCGCGUAGAGAUGGGAGGCGGCACCGCAUAGA
This is a messenger RNA of Petromyzon marinus (sea lamprey), 6465 nucleotides long. NCBI's taxonomy places the organism in Eukaryota, Metazoa, Chordata, Hyperoartia, Petromyzontiformes, Petromyzontidae. The record is from RefSeq and is a predicted model, not a curated record.